CACCCAUAGUCAAAGGUUUGAGUCAAAAAGAGAUAAAGAGAAAGAAAUAGGAAGCAAAGAGCAUAUUGUAGAUCAGGCUGUACAGUGCGUGAGCGCCCAAAAGGAACACAGCCAGAAAGUAUAUGCGUUUGAUGCACAUGCGUGCAAAGGGGACUCAUUUAACACACUUAUCAAAUGUCUGGUUUUGUCAAAUUACACGGUCACGAUCAGUGCCAUUCACAUCUAUUAAAGUAAAUUAGUAAAUUACUCUUCGACGCUAAUGUUGAAGUAGAACUGGUGCAGUUCUUCAACAUUCGACUGUCAGUUGACUGAGAAUCUGCGUCUCGAACGAUACGAGUUAACGAAGAGAGAAAAAACAGAGUGAUUAGACUCUAAUGUCAGAUAUCAGAGACACAAGAUGAAGCAACUGGGUGUAGCAGAAAUUAUGCUGAGAUUGUGCCUACUCAUCAUUCUAAUGACAGUUCAGAACAGCACAGCUGGUGUAGGACGCAAGGAUCAAUAUCAAAAUCUGAUAGGUAGCCAAGGCUUAUACAAUGCCAGCGAUGAUGUAAUGAUCCUUAACGCUACAAACUUCAGGACAACUAUAUAUGGUAGCACCAAGGGAUGGCUGGUCGAAUUCUAUAAUAGCUGGUGUGGUUUCUGUUAUAGAUUUGCACCUACUUGGAAAGCUUUGGCAAGUGAUAUUCUCUCUUGGAACGACAUCGUAGUAGUUGCCGCGAUAGAUUGCGCCAAUGACGAGAACAAUCCGAUCUGUCGCGAUUAUGAGAUUAUGCAUUAUCCGAUGUUGAAGUAUUUCUCCGUGAAUGCGCAUCCACCGUCUCUGGGUGUAGUAAUAGAGAAAGGAGACGGUAUUGAUUCAGUAAGACACAAUUUAGUUAGUAAACUUGAAACAGAACAGCAGGAAGGACGAGGAUCCACAUGGCCUAACAUUGCACCAUAUAGGAACGUCGAAAUAACAGACGUAUGGAAAACAGCUUCCAGUAACGUAAAGCAUUUCUUCCUAAUUUUCGAGGAAACAGAUUCCCAUUUAGGUACCGAAGUAAUUCUUGAUCUACACAGGAUCAACAGCUUGCAGAUACGCAGAGUGACCUCUGACAAUGAGUUGCUGUGCGUGACGAACAAGGUGACAAAAUUCCCGACUUUGAUAGGCUUUAGCCGUAACGAAUCGCACAGAGUAAUCAACGUUAGAAUACCGACGAGGCAAGGUGUUCGACGCGCCAUCAAGGAUUACGUGAUUGCGAGAGGAGUGAAUAUCUACGGGGCGAGUACAAUGACGACAACGACAACGACGAUGAUGACUACGACGACGUCAACGUCAACGACGUCGCGUGACGCGCAUCAAACAACAGUCGCAGUGACGAUCGAAAAAGCUCACGAAGGAGAACGACAAUCAACACCGAAGAAAAAGACAGAUGACCGUCUGUAUCAGCUCGAUUUGGAAAAUGCACUACGAUAUUCAAUCAAUCACGAGAUACCACUAAUAAAGUCGAUAGAAGACGAGAAAAUGGAGGCGUUACGAAGAUAUCUAGCGGUACUAGCAGCGUAUUUUCCUUUACAACGAAGCAAUAUGUAUCUGGAGGUAAUCCGUGACGUUAUCGAAAGCAAAAUCCGCGUAACCGGUGAAGAAUUCAGUCAGUUAGUGAAGACAACGGAAGAAGAGAUGUCGCCAGUAUAUUCGGCACCUCGUCGAUGGAUAGGGUGCAAAGGUAGUGCGAAUUCGUACAGAGGUUAUCCUUGCGGCUUGUGGACAAUGUUUCAUACGUUGACCGUGAACUUCGCGCUAGAAGAUAGGGAUAAGUCUCAAGCCUUCUUGCAGGAUAAUCCCGCGACAGUGCUGCGAGCGAUGCACGGCUACAUCAAGAUUUUCUUCGGAUGCGCCGACUGUGCCACUCACUUCGUGGAAAUGGCCGCGAGGAAUGGUAUAUUCGAUGUGCGUAGCAAAGACGAAAGUGUGCUCUGGCUAUGGCGAGCUCACAAUGAAGUGAAUGCACGGCUUUCGGGCGAUAACACGGAAGAUCCCGAGCACAAGAAAAUACAGUACCCUUCGAUUGAGCACUGCGUAAGCUGUAAAUUUGCUAAUGGUAGCUGGAACGAGGAGGAGGUGUUACGAUAUCUGAAGCGCAAAUAUAGCUAUAGCGGCAUUAAGUACGACGGGAUUGACAAUAGCGACAGUACCGAUGGUAUGAUCAAUGGCAAUGGGUCGAGAGUGAAGAGGCCGGAGAGACUCGCUAUGGAAGCCAAGCGUGCCACUUCCGGAGAGGGCCUGAAUGGAUUCGACAUCAGCAUCUGGCUAGUGUUGUAUGUUAUGUCGUCUGUAAUAUUCACGUUGGUAUGUUCAAGAGAGCUCAAAAGUUAUAAGAGGAGAAUGUGGGCACAGGAGGAAAGUUAUAAAAAGAAGAGAAGUCACAUAAAUCUGAUGACUGUGUGAUACUUCUCUUCUUUUUUUGCUUCAAACUCUACUCAUCGCACGUAAUCAUUCUUGCGCGUGCAAAACAUUCCUAAAACUAAAUUUGCAAAUAUCGUCCCGAUUUCGAGAUGUUUUGACUAAAAAAAAUAAUGUUGUACAAAUUCAAAGCAUAUAAUAUCUUCUGGCUCCAAGUUGUACAUUUACGUCUGCAUUGGCAUAUGCAAUUCAACGGGGAAAACUUACCUUUGUUGGUGCCGUGUAAUGUAAUAAGUAAAUAAGUAAUUAAUACUGCCAAUAGCAAAGACGAUAAAACCGAGAUAUUGCAGCUAUAUAUAUACAGUUAAGUAUGUUACUUUCAAAAAGUUUUUAUCUUAGUAAAAGUAGAUUAAACUUAUUUUAAGCAUUUUAAAAAUUUAUUUUAACUAUUCCCAGUAUAUAGGAAAGAAAAAUGUAUUUUUCGGCGAGUUACAAGGAAAAAUUGAGAAUUAUUGCUUUAAGUAUUUAAUUCCAACUUAUGGUUUAGUCCUCUAAAACUUGUUUGAAGAUAUAUAUAUCCUUAUUAUAGAAUUUUACAUAUAUAUGAUAUACAAAACUCGUCAUACAUAGAAGAUAUAGCAAUAUAGAUAUAUACAAUGGAAUAUAUAAUGUAUACAAUUGAUACAGACAUAAGUAAUAUAUAACGAUUAUAUUUAUUUGAUCACUACACGUAUCUGAAGAGUAAUGCUCUUAUCACAUAUUUUCUUUAAUAUAUUAGAAAUUAUGACCUUUAUUCUAAGCUCUCUUUUUUAUCGACAAAAGCGCUUUUCUAAGUAUGGUAUAUAAGCCUUUUUAUUGGUUUUCAGUCACAUUUAGAGAAGCAUUUCUAUUGAUAAAAAAGAAGUAUUUCUAUCAAUAAAAGAGAGAAUUCAGAAUAAGGACUUAUGUAUCUAUAAUCGUCAUAAAAUAAGAUCUUUGAUCAAAGAUUAUAACAUAGGUAGCGUGCAACAUAAACAUCCAACACUUCUUUGUCAGCAUAUAAGAGUUUUUAAUGCUGUGACAAAUAAUUUUUUAUCAAAUUUAUAACAUCACUACAAUUGUAAACCCUAAACGCUGAAUAAUAUAAACAUUACUGGUUAUUGCAAGAUAUCAAACAGCAAAUCGCAUAUUUACAUAUCCUUUUUCUAUUUAUAUUUUUAUAUCAGUUUUAUAUACAUUUUUUUGUUUAUUUAACAUUAUAAAGCUUUAUACUGUUUGAAGUAGGCAUUCUAGUGAAAAAUCGAAUCCAUAGCUGUUAAUGUAUAUGAUAAAUUAAGCGAAUAAAUGUAUAUGAUAAAUUAAGCGAAUAAAAUUUUAUAAUGUAAGUAAAAAAUUGUAUAAUGUAAACUAGUCUAUAUCUAACCAGCGCGCAAUUCUGCUUGUACAUUUAAAGAGAUUGUAUAAGAAAUAUGAUUGUGAUAUACCUAUAAUCUGAUUGAAAGUUAAUAUUUUGUGAAUCCAUCUGUACAUAGAUUUUUAAGAAAAAUAGGUUUCUGCUGUAUAUCAUGCACAUUAUGUCAUGGCCUUUUUAUGUACAGUUUUCUAAUGUAAGAUUCUAAUGUGUAUGCAGUUAAAUAUAAUUUCGCAUAUUUGAAAAUAUGAAAAAAAAUAAAUGUAUAAGGUAUAAUUAAUA
Messenger RNA from Odontomachus brunneus, 4055 nucleotides. Its product is annotated as sulfhydryl oxidase 1-like. The record is from RefSeq and is a predicted model, not a curated record. Bases 398 to 2428 code for a protein of 676 amino acids. Gene Ontology annotation, biological process: protein folding. Lineage: Eukaryota; Metazoa; Arthropoda; Insecta; Hymenoptera; Formicidae. Gene Ontology annotation, molecular function: flavin-dependent sulfhydryl oxidase activity; protein disulfide isomerase activity. Gene Ontology annotation, cellular component: Golgi membrane. The transcript has 4 exons.